Messenger RNA from Pecten maximus, 1522 nucleotides. RefSeq names its product L-rhamnose-binding lectin CSL3-like. Lineage: Eukaryota; Metazoa; Mollusca; Bivalvia; Pectinida; Pectinidae. Gene Ontology annotation, molecular function: carbohydrate binding. The transcript has 6 exons. Bases 446 to 1252 code for a protein of 268 amino acids. The record is from RefSeq and is a predicted model, not a curated record.
GUCCGAAAUUACCACAACGAUUACCUUAUAAAAUGAACAGUACAAUAUGUAUAUUGUUGCGUUAUCCUAAGUUUCGGUGAUAUCAAGUGUCUAAUGCAGAUUGUAUGUUGUAUGGCUGAUGUACUGUGUACGGGGCUGAAGUAAGCAGUGAAGGAUUUGUUUGCUUAGAAUAUAAAUCAUUUAUGUAAGAUAUAAACCAAUAAAAUGUAAAAUCGGUAUGCAUUAUUAUAAUAGAAAGUCUAAACAUAUCUAAGUGUAAAAAAAUCAUGUUUUAUAACUUUAGAUAUCUAUAACAGGUUGUUGCACUUUCUUGUGUUUUCAUGACACAUGUACAGGAGUCAUCAUCUGUGAGAGAGUUACAUAUAGUAUUGAAUGCCCUGUGGGAAAAGUUAUCAACAUCCAGGAAGCAUUUUAUGGCAGAGAAGAUCAAAGCACCUGUUCGGGUAUGAACCAGACAUUGACAGACACCAAUUGCUCCUCCUCGGUAGCUCUGGAGAGAUACAGAAACCUCUGUAAUUAUAAACACAUCUGUUUGGUGACAGCCAGUAACAGUGUGACCGGAGAUCCGUGUCCUGGUACCUACAAAUAUGCACGGAUCAGAUACACCUGUAUUGCUUCUGUUAGUUGUGAUGGCAAUCCUUGUAAUGGUGGACACUGUGACUACUCCAGCGGCUCAAUUGUGUGCACCAACUGUCCGGAGGGGAAAAUAGGGCCACGCUGUGAGAUAGACGGAGUCAUCAUCUGUGAGAGAGUUACAUAUAGUAUUGAAUGCCCUGUGGGAAAAGUUAUCAACAUCCAGAAAGCAUUUUAUGGCAGAGAAGAUCAAAGAACAUGUUCGGGUAUGAACCAGCCAUUGACAGACACCAAUUGCUCCUCCUCGGUAGCUCUGGAGAGAUAUGGAAACCUCUGUAAUUAUAAACACAUCUGUACGGUGACAGCCAAUAACAGUGUGACAGGCGAUCCAUGUCCUGGUACCUACAAAUAUGCACGGAUCAGAUACACCUGUAUUGCUUCUGUUAGUUGUGAUGGCAAUCCUUGUAAUGGUGGACACUGUGACUACUCCAGCGGCUCAAUUGUGUGCACCAACUGUCCGGAGGGGAAAAUAGGGCCACGCUGUGAGAUAGACGGAGUCAUCAUCUGUGAGAGAGUUACAUAUAGUAUUGAAUGCCCUGUGGGAAAAGUUAUCAACAUCCAGGAAGCAUUUUAUGGCAGAGAAGAUCAAAGAACAUGUUCGGGUGGAACCAGCCAUUGACAGACACCAAUUGCUCCUCCUCGGUAGCUCUGGAGAGAUAUGGAAACCUCUGUAAUUAUAAACACAUCUGUUUGGUGACAGCCAAUAACAGUGUGACAGGCGAUCCAUGUCCUGGUACCUACAAAUAUGCACGGAUCAGAUACACCUGUAUUGCUUCUGUUAGUUGUGAUGGCGAUCCUUGUAAUGGUGGACACUGUGAUUACUCCAGCGGCUCAAUUGUGUGCACCAACUGUCCGGAGGGGAAAAUAUGGCCACGCUGUGAUAUAGACG